AGGCCUAAACCGCUUCGAAUCGAAGUAGAAAGCUGCACCACGAUCGACGACGUGGUGAUGACCCCUGGCCAGAUUGCGAUAAUAGCCUUCUUGGCUGUCAUUAGCAUCCUUAUUGGAGCUGGAACUGUCGUCGAGAUCUACGUCGCAUCUAGAAAAAAGACUGAGAAAAGCAGCCAAAGCGCAUGGCUCAAGUAUGUCACCUCCUUCUCUGCGCUGCACAACAGCCGUGCCAUAUUCACCGUCAAGCGCCAAAAAAAUGCUGGUGACUUUGAUCUGCGUUUUAUUCACGGACUGCGUUUCUUCAGCUUGGUGUCAAUUGUCCUUGGCCACAGCUAUGGUAUCAUGUCAGACGUGUGGUCUCGCACAUUAAACCUGCUAAUUUUGACUGAGUAUUACAUGAGCAUUUUCGUGACUGCAGGAUUUGUUCUCGUCGACACGUUCUUCUUCAUCAGUGGGUUCCUGAUGUGUCUAGUCAUCGACAAACAACAUACAAAUGGAUUAAGGGUGUUCGUUUUUGCACUUAUUCGUAGGCUUGUGAGGACCACUGUUCCUUUAUUCUUUGUCGUGAUGUGCAUAUAUUUGCUGCCGCUUAUCCUGACCGGCCCCGGUGCAAAGAACUUCUUUGAAAAAAUGGAUGAAGAACUGCACACACACUGGUGGCAGUGGUUGCUUCAAAUCCGGAACUUUUACUACGUGGGACUCAGGACUGUGCUUCCACACCUGUGGUACCUGUCCGUGGAUUACCAAUUCUUCAUUGUGGGCGUUGCUCUGUUCCUGCUCCUCAAGAACCGCAGGCCUUUGGCGAUCGGAGUGUUUGCCUUUCUCGGGCUCGUGGGGUGCUGCAUUUCUGCCUGGCAAGUCACUCAAUGGGAUAUCGCCCCUUUCAUGGUGUUUCUUGCUCGCAAGCUGGCCACUGUUGGCGACACUGUGAACAAGUAUUAUAUUACUCCAUCGUACCACGCGGUGUGCUAUUUCACUGGUUGCAUCGUCUACCUUGUAGCCGACAACUUGCGGCAGCGGAAGGUGUCUAAGAUGGUUCAAAUCACCUGCUGGGCGUUUUCCUUGGCCGCUGGCUUAUGCUGCCUUUUCAUAAAGUCUGUGUGGUACAGUGGUGAUGCGCCGACCUCGGAUCUUGGCAAAAUUGCCCUGGCAUUCUUCGACCGCAUCAUGUGGUCGAUUUUCAUUGGCUGGAUCACGUUGGCCUGCAUUUCAGGACGCGGAGGCUUUGUGUCUAAGUUCCUGUCUUGGGCUCCCUUUGCACCGUUGAGCCGCCUGUCAUUUGCUGUUUACCUCAUCCACUUCCCCUUCAUCGAAAUAAUGCUGCAUUCAUCAAGGGAACGCCUCUAUUACUCUCACUUUAAUCAGGUGACCUUGUUCUUCUCGGUAUUGAUGUGGAGCUACACUCUCGCCUACUUUAUGUAUCUGGUGUGUGAGGGCCCCACGGCAAACCUGGACAAGCUGUUCUUUGGUUCCACCACACGACCACAGGUCGAGAAUGCGGCGUCAGUGAAAGCGCAGAAGGGAAGCAACCUAACGCAAGAAGUAGUCUUCGAAAUUCCGCGCAUCGUGCUAGAAAACGACGAGAAGCCUGCCACUGGAACACAAUGACAAGUCGACACUGUUUAGGUGGGCGUCACGAACUUCAAUUCAUGAACCCGUCCAUCGUGUACGGUGGCUUGUGAAAUAGUGUGGCGAUAAAUUUUGCGUUGAACAGUUUACUGGCAGCAAAAACAAUGCAAAAGGUGACAGCCGGGGUAAACGCACAAGUUUCCUGCAGUGACAGGGUUCUUAGUGAAAGUAUUCUUCAGUGAAGCGUCCUUUCAUCUACACAGCAAUAUUCAUGUGAGUGCCCAAUAGAAACAUUUAUCGCUCUUUAUACGAAAGACAUUCAAUUCCAAUUGUGUGGUGGUGCUCCUCUGUGAUAUUACAGUAAUCUUACGUGUGAACAACUGCCUGAGAAGAAACCUUAAACACGCUGCUGUCGAGCUGUGUAGCCUUUUUAUUUCGCGAGGAGUUCCUGUAGUGCUUUAGGCUUGCCAUGAGCUCUCACUGUUUGUGCUUAUAGCGGAUCUUAACAGUCCGCUAAUGAUGUACGAAUAUGGCGUGCUAACUGAAGACUUAUGUAUGACAGUUUCGACAAAUGUUGCGCCUAGCCGUAAUCAGACUUGAAUAACGGCAACUUAAUUUGCCUGCAAAGUCUACAUCGUUAUUCAGAUGCAUAUUACUUUAGUUUGUUUGUGAGGAGUGUAUUCAUGAACUUUUUCAGCAACUUUGGCCUUAUAAUGGCCACAGCUACUCAGCAAACUUUCGGGCAUCCUUGUGAUGAAAAAAAGGUUCUAAGUUCAUUGUGUGAAACUCAAGUGGCCAAGUGGUUUUUGUAUUUCUUAUGCAUAUGCAUAAGCUUCCUCAGUGAUGGUUGAGGCAAAUGUUUUUUUUUUCAAUUGGCAGUAGCUGUCCGGAUAUUACAUCAUCAGCUUGGAGGGAAAGUGCAUAUCGUUUUUUUACACAUUUUUCGAUUAUAACGCAAGAAAUCACACAUACAUAAUGUAAAAAACGUACAAGUUUCCAAAUGUCAGAAACUUAAGCCAUAAUUGUAUAUCUGUAUCUACUCCAUACAUCAUAACACUGUCUGUCAACGCUUUGUACACGUUGACCCACAACAACUCCCAAAACGGCUUUUUAUUUUAAAAAAUUUAUCUUUGCCGUCACUAAACAUACUUAUUUCAUGUUUGUUUGUUCUUGGUCAUUUAAUGUGAUUCUUAGUUUUAUUUGUUUUUUUUGACAAUUUUUUGAAUAUUUCGCAUUAUCAGUGGCCAGGUAACUUAAUUAUGUGCUCAGUUUGAUGUUUUCUACGGCAAUUUCAUUUAUGGACAUCGAACAAAGUAUGAAAUAAAAUGUGUCCAUGUAAUGUA
Messenger RNA from Rhipicephalus microplus (southern cattle tick), 2912 nucleotides. Its product is annotated as nose resistant to fluoxetine protein 6-like. The record is from RefSeq and is a predicted model, not a curated record. NCBI's taxonomy places the organism in Eukaryota, Metazoa, Arthropoda, Arachnida, Ixodida, Ixodidae. Gene Ontology annotation, molecular function: acyltransferase activity, transferring groups other than amino-acyl groups.